Molecule: messenger RNA, 2583 nt
Organism: Oikopleura dioica
Lineage: Eukaryota; Metazoa; Chordata; Appendicularia; Copelata; Oikopleuridae
Source: the annotation of a GenBank genome assembly
AUGAGCCUCUUUGAAUUUCCUUCCGCCGGCCGAAGCGACAGUAUUUUCGACAAAAAUGCGCUCAAAUCAUUUCAUCGCAAGCGCCUAACGAGGCACCACGGCAGCAGCGGAGCUUCAAGUAAAAUCAACAAGAAAUCGCAAAGGGCCAAUUCGAUUCUAACCCUUCACGGCCGAACAGUCACCCUCAAGUUCGACUACUUCAUCGAAAUCCUCAACGCUGUCAAUUUCGAACUCACCGGUGAAAACGUCCUCAAACUCUCCCGCCGCGAAUGGAUGCUCCAAGAGAAUCGCCAAAGCAAAAUCGCCAUGGUCGAAAAAGAACUGGUUCUUUGGGGCGUUCUGACACUUAAUGAAAAUUUCAUCGAGAAAAUCAUCGAUGCUCAAGAAUCGAAACUCCAGUGGCUCGUUUUUGUCGCCAUGUCAGCUCGUAAAGCAGCGCCAUUUUGCCGACGAUUCCGGCUAAACGGCCAAAAACGACUUUACUACGAGCUUUCGGAAAAAUACGAGCAGCUAGCCUGUAGCUUGCUCAAUGAUGUUUCCAGGGAUUCUCCUCUUCUUGGAGUGAUUCUAGUACGAAGGAGGCAAGCGGCGUUGGGUUUUAGAAAUGUGCUGGAUACGGGACAUUUUGGGGAUUUGGCGGCGCUCAUGGCGACGAAUCCGGUUCAGGAAGUUAUCACAAAAAUCUGGUACGGUGCUCUCGAUCCAGAAACACCAAUGGGUCCAAUGAUUUGCUCAAUUAUGAGUCCUCUAUUUUCUCCUCUUCUCAUCCACCAAAGUACCGACCCAUUGAUUGACUACAACACUCGAGUUUUCAACUGCACGGAGACGAAUCUUGUAGACACCGACGAAAACGGCAUGGAUGUGGAACUAAGCUAUUUUGAAAAAGUCUUUGUCUUCUUUACCGCUCCUUAUACCGCCUGGUUUUACAGCCUCCUGUUCCACAUUUCCUUCCUGAUCUACUACGCUUACGUCAUCAUUCAAAAGUUCUGCUACGCUCCAACUAUCCACGAAAUCAUCGUUGUUAUCGUCUUGAUCGGAGUCUGCGUCGAGCAAAUUCGUCGUCACAUGUCGGGAAAUACGAAAAAAGGGAUCGACAAGAUUUUUGACAAUUCUUACAAUAUUCUCUACCUGAUGUCAUUUGUGCUUGCUUCAAUCGCUGGUAUUUUGAGAUUCGGGAUCUGGCUAGCAAUACCUCAAGAAACAUACGACUCCCUGGGCCCGUCUUAUUCCUGGGGAGAAGCGUGUCCGCCCCGGAUCAUCGGGGCUCAGGCUUUAAAAAACGUACGAACAGAAGACAUCAUCGGAGGAGAAGGAGUCGAUAUCGACAUCUACCUGAAAUGGGCACAAGUUCUUUACGGCUCUUCGUUUGCUUUGAUCGGCUUGAAUAUGGCACAAUUUAUGAGGAUUCAUCCGAAUUUGGGACCUCUUGCGAUUUCUCUUGGGUAUAUGUUGAAAGAUUUCUACAAGUUCUGCUAUUUGCUGCUGGUAAUUGUGCUUCCUUAUGGUGUCAUUUUUCAGUUUUUUCUUUAUCCUAAUGAUCCAAGACUUACUCUCCAAUACCCCGGCCACGUCUUCGCCAAACUCUCCUUCAAGCCCUUCUACGCGAUCUUCGGCGAAACAUUCAAAAGUGAAACCUCAACCUAUGCCUACGAAAACGUCCCAUCCUGCGCUGCCUCGCAAAUUAUGAUUCCGACGCCAAACUCAACUCUUGUCCACAACGCUGGAAACAUUGAAAUCUUGCAUCUUCAGGGAGAAGAGGAUGUUCCUGAGUUUGAACCAACAAGUCUCUUUUACAAUAUUCCGUAUUUCAAGCCGCAUCACCUGUACGAAGAGAACAAGACUGAGGUCUCGAUAAACGGGCUUAUCCGCCUUGGCGAUUUCAAAGAAGCCGUGGCGGAAAAUAGGAUGAACUACACGGAAGACGAUUUGUUGUACCACGGCGUACCAAAUUUCCUCGCUCCUGGAAGCAAUUUUACCGAUGAUCAGCUUUUCAUCCCAAGGCAGGAGAGCGUCUUCAACCCUGUUUUUCCACGUUGUCCAGAAAGACACUGGUUCAAUAGUAUUUUGUUGAUGUGUUAUAUGAUGCUGGUUGCGGUGUUGUUGAUAAACUUGUUGGUGGCGAUGUUUGCGACUACAUAUAACAAAAUUCACGAAAGCUCUGAGCAAAUUUGGCGGCGGCAGAGAUACGAGCUUCUUUUGGAUUAUUACAACAACCCUGGUCGACCAGUGACUCCUCCUUUCAGCUUGCUGCUGUCGUUUUACUGGCUCAUCAAAUACAUCAUUUUGCGGAUUAAAAAUGUGAGCCCGGAAAUGGCCAAGAAGAAUAUUCUCUAUCCUCGGAUGUUCGGACAGCACUUUUUGCGAUUGCCGCGAGAAGAACCGACAGGCCCGGAAAUGGUUCUGCCGAAAGAAUUUGGGCAAAUCUUCCACAUGCUCGACAACGUUGAACGAAAAAUCAUCCGAGGAAUGCAUUUCAGACCUGUCGACAUCACUUCCGAAUCGAAAACAGCGCGAUCACGUGUCAUGGAACUGGCAGAAAUGGCGAAUGAAAUUGAGAAAGAUCUUUUCAGAACAACCAACUGA